GCAUGGGCUCGGGCUGACAGGCUGGAGGCAGGAGACCGAGCAGGAGGAUCUACUGACUUCAAAUAGUAAGUAAACUUAUUUUAAAAAUUGAGAGUGAGUUAGUGUGAGAGAGUGAGUGUAAGUGUGAGAGAGAGUGUGAGCGAGUGUGAGAGAGUAAGAAGAUAGAAAUAGAUAGAUAGAAAUGGAUAGAUAGAUAGAUACAGUGGUAUAUUUUGGAUCUGUGCUGCCCUAGGCAUGAUGGAACUUGGGCACCCCCUAAUUUACAUUUGCCCCACCCCUUCCUGUCAGUGCCACACCUCUUCCUGUUACUGACAGACACACACUCUCAGAUACACUGACAUACACACACACACACUGAUUUGACACAAUCUUACAGACACCCACAAUCACUCAGACACACAGGCUCCCUCACAGACACACACACUCACAGACAGACACUGACAGACAUACUCACUCACAGACACACACACUGCCAGCCAGACACAGACACACAUGCUGUCAGCCAGCCACACCCCCCCCCUCCCAAUAUUCACAGAUUAAUUUUUUAUUUUAAUCCACCCAGCCUCCCUACAUUUAGGCAGGAAGGGAAGCAGGCAGUUGGGCGGAUAGCUGAAUUCCAAGGCGGGCGGCGAGGGAGCGUUGAUUUGUGAGCUCUCUCUGCUCAGCUCCUUCGCAUGCCACAGAGUGAUGCCUGGAGCUGGAAUAUGACGCCUUGGAACUCAUCUAGCCAUCUGCCACCGGGCUAACAAGGUAUUUGGGGGCGGCGUUUUUUAUCACCCCCCGGAAAGUGCCUCGCGGCAAAUAAGUCACUGGAAAGAUAGAAAUAGAUAUAUAGAUAGAUAGACAGAAAUAGAUAGAAAGAAAAGGGUGUGUGUGUAUGUUUAGCAAUAUAUAUUUUCAAUGUGUGUGUUUGUAUAAAAUUUAUAUUAGGAGGGGGCGGGCAUGGACAGCAAGCUGAGCUGUCAGUCAGUUCAGCUCACGAACGAGCAUACCGCGCACAUGCACAGUAGAGCGCUCAGUGUUCAUUCAUAGGGCGGCAUUCGAUGCUACUCUAUGAAGAACCCGAUUGGUGCAGCGCGAAGCCGCACAUGCACACUAGAUUGCUAUAACGCUUCUCUAAGAGAAGCUUCUGAUUGAGCCCUGCUAUUUUGUCACUUUGAUGAAAAAGGGGACGCGGCCUGCCGAUUAUCUCGGCUCUGGAGGUAAGUUUUAGCUAUAAUAACGGCUCGAAAAUAUUUUUUAUUAAGGGGAAAUUAAUAUAAAAGCAAGAAAGAGGGCUUUAUAUGCAGACUAUAGUGGUCCUUUAAGUAAAACUAUUAAAUUAUUUCCAUUAAACUCCAUCUCCCUCUACCCCCUCUCAAGCUCCACCUCCCUUUAACCCCCAGCUCAAUCUCCCUCUCACCCCAGCUCCCUUUUUCCUUUACACCUCCCUCGCUCCCCCAAGCUCCACCUCACUCUCUAGCUCUCCAGUUCUACCUCCCUCUCACCAUAGCUCCCUCUCUCCUUUCCAACUCCCUCUCAUCGCAGUUCCAUAUCCCUCUCUCCAGAUCCUCCUCCACCCCAACUCCAUAUCCCUCUCACACCAACUCCAUAUCCAGCGUGUUUGGGCAGCUCUCUCCUAAACACAGCAGUUCCCACGCUGAGUAAUGUUGGAGGAGCUACUGCGGGAGGGGUUUAGAUCAUCAUUUCCUGCUCCCUCCCUCAGUAGCUUCCUGUCUAACACCCUGAGGAGCUGGUCUAUGUUGGCAGAGAAGCUGCUGGCUGCUCCUCACACCUUCUAAGAGUAGGAGGCCCUCUGCAACCCUGCCCAGGCACCAUACACCUGUAUGGACUGUACCCCUCUGAUGGCGGCACUGGAGAUCUGGGGAAGUUGGAGGCCUAGGCAACACCUUGAACUAUUUGUCAUAUUCCUCAAACCAUUCCUGAACAAUUUUUGCAGUGUGGCAGGUUGCAUUAUCCUGCUGAAAGAGGCCAAUGCCAUAAAGGAACACCAUUACCAUGAAGGGGUGUAUAUGGUCUGCAACAAUUUACAUAGGUGGUACUUGUUAUAGUAACAUCCACAGGAAUGUCAGGACCCAAGGGUUCCCAGCAGAACAUUGGCCAGAGCAUAGCACUGCCUCCGCAGGCCUGCUUCUUCCCGUCUCCAUUGAAGGAGCUUUUGGUAGUGGUCAAGAGUCAUUAUAGGCACUCUGACUGGUCUGCAGCAAACUACAAUGCACUGCGUUUUCGGACAGCUUUCUAUCAUGGCGAGCAGGGUUUUAGCAAUUUGAGCUACUGUAUCUGUGUGAUCGGACCAGAUAAGCUAGCCUUCAGUACCCACAUGCAUCAAUGGGCCUUGAGCGCCCACAACCAUGACACUGGUUCACAAUUUGUCCUUACUUGCACCACUCUUGGUAGGUACUAACCAUUGCAUACCGGGAAUACCCUAUGAGACUUGCAGUUUUGGAAAUGCUAUGACACAGAAAUAUAGCCAUCAGUAUUUGUCCCUUGUCAGUCACUCAGAUCUUUUUUUUCUCUUGGUGACCCCUUAGAAGUUGCCAUUGUAACGUAUCAAUCAUCCUGGUGACACCAUAUAUGUAAUGUUGGGGGGGAUGCUCUUGUGAUCUCCUGGCAUGCAAAUAAUAUUUGAAAGAGAAAGCCAGGGGAGCGAAUAUAGUCAUUAGGACAAGGGCAUUUUCAAUUUCCAACCAAGGUUUAGAAAAACACAGAGUGGCCCACCUCAUGACUUUCUGGAAGUGUAUAGAUUGGCAGUAUAAAGGAAAAUCAGCCCUCCAUGUGGUUUUGCUUUAAUUAGUAUAGCAUAGCCUGCCCCCCCCUCCUUUAUUUUUUUUUUUUUGCCAAAGGUAGGUGAGGAAUAAAGACUUCACCAGCUUGCUGAAGGACUGGUGUGUGUACUGGGACAGUUUGUAGGAGAUAUAUAGAUUUGAAAGGGUUUAGUUUUUUAGGAACCCUAUUCUAGAAAGAUUGGAAAGAUGGCAAUAGACCCAGAACACUGUCAUCAGCUGGGUCAGGGAGAUGGAUGGUUGGUAAAGUGUAAACAGCAUGAUUGUAGCCAUAUAUGCUGCAGACUCUGAACUUCAAUACUCUCACUAUGCGAAUUAGAUCUGACCACAUUCAGAAAGGGCUCUAGGGUCAAAUAACCUAAAUAGGAAAGAGGGGGCAGCCCUGCCUGGUUCCAUUUUUUUGAUGAAAAGAUUAGACAUAAAAUAAGUUUUCCAUAACCCUUGCAGAAGGAAUGUAAUAAAGUGCUGACAUCUACAAGAGCAUAUUUGGACCCAAACACCUAGUACAUAAAGUAGUAGAGAGAUAUGACCAACCAAACCUGUCAAAUGCCUCCUCUGCAUUAGUAGAUUGGAAAAUAAAAUGACAUCUAUCUUUUCUUGGCAGCAUUUAGAAGACUCAAAAAGGUCAAGUGAAGAAGAGGGGCUAAAAUGUCAAAGUAGUGUUUAUAAUACUUUAACGCCAGUGGCAUUAUUAUUGUUUUAAACACAAACACCAUAACUACAGACCACUUUGCUAGCAGUUUGACAACUUACAGGAAAUUGAACUGGUGGCUCACACAUUUGGAGGAAGAAGAAUUAGCUCUUAAUUCAAGCACUGCCAUGCAGGAUUGGCUCAUUGGUCAGCAUCAAGUAAGCUCUCCCCUUAUUCACAGAGCCAAGCCUUGCAGCACUGGGCUUAACUUAAAGCAGGAUCUUCUAGAGCACAGGAAGAAACGCAGGCAGCAGACGGACCCCAGAUAACGGCUUACCCUGGACUUCUGACACUUUAAUCACUACAGUCCUACAGUACCAUCUGCACUUCUUGCACACAUUUAUCAAUGAGGGGGUGCUUGUACAAGAUAUCUACAUAUUCUGUCUAUUAGUAGGUAUAGGGCUUUGCCUACUUCGGAGGUAAAGGAUAUUUGGAGUUUCUUCUUUGCAGUUCCGUUAUUAUAAUUCUAAGGCAGAUAUAGAAGUUACUAUUUCAAAGCAGUUGUCAAUGAAAGCAAGUCUGAGUAAGGAUAUUUGCACAAGAUUGACAUUAACCAACCGACAACUCUAAGUGCGGGCUGACUGAUACCCUAGUGAUGCUGGUUACACCUCUAGCAGGAGAUGUUAAAGGAUCACUAUAGUGUCAGGAAAAAAAAAAAAAAGUUUUAUCCUCACACUAUAUAACCCUUAUGUCACCCCCCACCCUCAGGGACCCCCUCCUUCUGGGCUGAAGUGGUUAAGAUCCCAUAAGCCACUUACCUUAAUCCAGCACCAGGCUCCCUCUGGUGACCUUUCCUCUGAGUGGAGCAGAAUGCAAAUGCGUGGCAAGAGCCGCACGCACAAACUGUCCAGAGGAAAGCAUUUCUUAAGGCUUUCCUAUAGACGUUCUGCACGCUGGAUGUGAUUUUCGCAUCCAGCGAGGUAGAAGCACCUGUCAUGAAGAAAGCCAGUAGAGGUUGGAUUAACCCUGCAAUGUAAACAUAGCAGUUUCUCUGAAACUGCUCUGUUUACAUCUGAAGGGUUAAAACCUGGGGGACCUGGCACCCAAACCACUUAAUUGAGCUGAAGUGGUCUGGGUGACUAUAGUGUCCCUUUAAACUCCAUAUGUGCAGUGUUUCAUAGUAAAAAUGCUGCACAAACAGACAGACUCCAGGCACCAUGACCACGUCAUAUCCCUGAAGUGGUCAUGAUUCUUGGAUUAUCCCUUUAAAAGGACAUUGGCAUCCCUCUACACUUGGCAACCAUCAACUCUGUUUUGGAUAAAACCACAGAUGAGAAAUUGCAUGAGUUCAAUAACUGCGAGAGUUUAAGGUGCAGGAGUCAAACUAUGCAAGGAAGCAGCUUAUCAGCGGCCAAGUUUGCAGUAAAGCUGUGUGCAAUUCGUUGGUGCUGCAUGUUCACCAGGAGCUCUGGAUACUUGUCCAGCACAGAGAAAUUGCUAGACACAGCAAGAGUACAGUCACGGAAAGCAUAGAUUGCUGCCCUUGCGAUGGAAAUCUAGAUGUGUAACAAUAUCUCAAUGAUUUGCAGAAGGAAGUGACAAGCUAAUCUGCACAUGCAGUACAAAAGCUAGUAUCUUAAACUUUAUUGUACAGGGUAAUAAAACUUUUUUUCACAUACAGGCAGGUCUAAAAACAGACAGCCCUGGGCAGUGUGUUAAUAGUAUUUACAGAACCCCAACUCCCCUCCCGCCCCCUCCCCUCAUACAAAUGGCUCUGUACUAUUUUGGCCAUCAUGAAUACUAUUUACAGAAGACAUUUUGUCCUAAAUUGUAACCCUACAUGUAAAAUAACGAGGCAGGUAUCACAAGAGAUCCAGUCAAAUACUAAAAUCCAGAAUAAAAAAAAAAAAAGUUCUAUCUUGAAGAGGUCUUUAUAUCUUGAACCGGUCAGAAAAAUUGGGCGAUUUUGCAAGGGUCAAAGGGACAUCACUUCUUUUCACGUCUACAGGUUUAUAUUUCCGGACAGGCUGAGCUUUAUGGACCUUUAAAAACAAAAAAUAAAAUAUUACUCAGUAAAGUCCUGACUACACAAACCCACAGAGCAGCAUGAGGCACACUGUCAAUACAGGAGCCACACUUUCCCCCAUGCUAAAGACAUCCUUACCACAAAGCCACAUACCUGCGAUCCCACAUACAGACCAAAUUCUCCCAGCAGCCAGAUUCUCUUCUUGAAACAUCAGCAGAAAUGGGCUGAGUGGAGGACUUGGCAUGGUGUAAGUGGUGCCACCAUUGGUAGUAGAGAGCAUGAUGUGUGUGCUCAUGACAUAUAGAAUUAGAAUGCUCGAAUCACUUUGCUGGAGGUGGUGUUGCAUCUACGGCAGCAAGGGACUACAUCUCUGUAUGUGCAGACUCCACAGACCAUUCCCACUUCAAACCACUGAAGUGGUCAUGGUGCUUAGAAAGUAAAACCCCAAGGCUGGACAAAAGGCAUGGAACACAGGGGGUAGGGAAUCAUAGGGUAACUAACAUUAGUCCUGCUUAUCAAGUGUUCGUCCACUUAUAUGUGCCAAUUAAUUAAAAGUACUUUACAUACCCCAGACAGCAGGGAGGGGGUGAGGGAAGUUAAAGGAUAUUAAGUGGCUCUUUUAGAGGUCUCCCCCUUCAAAGAAGUGGUUACAGGAAGAGCACACCUCCAUACAUGUGAAAAUCUGGACAUUGAUUCUUCUGUAUUGUAAAUUUUAAAAGCAAGGAGCAUCUCCAAAAACAGAGAUUCACUCCUUUGCCAGCUGAAACGAAGAACACUACCUUGCAACCUAUUCUAACGUAGCAUGCUGUACAAUUGCUUUUUACAAACUACAUGCACAGAGAAUAGCACAAAAAAAAAAAAAAACUUUAUAUGUAAAAUUUUGAUUUUCAAACUCCUCAGGUUUAGUUUAAAAGUGAUUGCUUAAAAUAAAGUUGCGUCUACAUGGAUAAGCCACAUUAUAAUUACGUGCCUAAUAUCAUGUGGGUUCCCCUGAAUGUGUCCUGUGGUAUCUGGCACCAAGACAUUAGUAACAGAUGUGAAUUGGGCCCUCCAGGGAUCGGAUUGGUUGUUCGGGCACAUCCCACAGAUGCUCAACUGGAUUGAGAACUGGGGAAUUUGGAGACCUAGGUAACUCCUUGAUCUCUCAUGUUCCUCCAACCAUUCCUGAAUAUUUUUUUUGCAGUGUGGCAGGGUGCAUUAUCCUACUGAAAGAGGCCACUGCCAUCAUGGAACACCAUUGCCAUGAAGGGGUGUACCUGGUCUUUGACACGUACCACCUAUCAAGAGACCGUUAAAGUAACAUCCACAUGAAUGCCAGGGCUCAAGGGUUCCGAGCAGAACACUGCCUAGAGCAGGCCUGCCUUCUUCCCAUAGUGGAUCCUGCUGCCAUCUCUUCCAUAUACUACCCCUGGACAGAUGCCAUUGUAACAACGUAAUUAACGUUAUUCCCUGCACCAGUCAUGGGUUUUAAUGUUGUGGCUGAUAAAAUAUAUUAAACAAAAAUUUAAUCCCAGGUCCAGUUAAGCCAAAUGUCAAACACAUGUAUUAAUAUCCAGAAAAAGAUGUUCCAUACAUUUGAAAGCAUCGAUCAAUACAUUCAGCCUGCACAAAGUCAAGCUUAUGUCAGCAAGUAGACUGGUACAACUGUGAUACACGACUCUAGACAAUUUGCCAUUUUAAACACAGGACAAUAAAUCGGCUACGUACCAGCUCAUGUCUCAGUCGAUUGACCUCUUCUUUCUGUCGCUCCUCCUCAUCUCGGCGUCUCUCCUCUUCAAGCAGGGCUUUCUGGGUCUCCAUUUCAGCAAGACGCUUUUCAAACUCCUGACGUUCCUUGGCACGUUUCUCUGUCGCUAGUUCAAAACUGUCAUGAACUAUGGAACCAGAAAGGCUCUCUAAGUUUAGAAACAAAGGAAAGAGUUUGUGCAACAGGGAGCCAGGGUAGGCGUAUAGGCAAAGAGCAGUGUUCUUGGCUGUUCCCGACAGGCCACAAUAGAUUUGAGUUUUAGUAAUAGGGUUACGUAUAACCUUGCUAUUAGCAAGGAGUCUCAGGGCUGGCACUUGUCAAAUGUUUUUCAGGCAAACUGAACAAAAAAAAAAUAAAAAUAAAAAUAACCCUUUUAGGGCUUGAGUCAUUAAGUUAAAACUGUGGCAUAUCAGGCAUCAAGGACCACUGUCCUUUGGUGAAACACCGAGGUUACAUUACAAAGUGUGUGGACAUUCCCAAGUACAGUCACGCAAAAACUCCCUUUAGAAUAAAUAGACAAAAUAAAAUCUUAAGCAGACUAAUUCCACACAAAAAACAACCCCAUAAUAAAGACAGUGCCCCCCCCCCCAGUGAGGAAAACAAAAACCCAAUAAACACAAACUGCAUGGAGUUCUUCUGUUAGAAUCAAGCAGGAACUUCUCUCUUUUUUUUUUUUUUAAAAGAGUACCACAAAGCCCAACUGUGCAAGACCCUUUAAACUGCUCCCACCUGUCAGUGACUUGUUCUCCUUCUUGGGCAUGAAGGGUUCCUGGUGCGUGACUGUAUUGGGACGAGCUUUGAAUGUAGUCAUUUCCUUCUGCUGCUUUAUUUCUUCCUCGACCUAUAAAAUAAACAUACAAAGUAAGAGUUAGGAGAGGGCAGAACCUGGAGGGAGUUAAUAGUAAUAAGAUGAUUAUUCAGCUGACCCAAAUUAUUUUGUGCAAGUAGUCAAAAACUUUCAGAAGCUGGGGGUAGGUUUAAAAAGCCUCCGGUACAUUGCCAAAGUAAAAAUUAGACUAACACAGAUUACUUUCAAAUCUAGAGUUUAUGCCACCAAUUUGGGCAUGGCAACACAUUUCAAUUCCACCAAGAACAAAACAAACGACAACACACAAACUUUGUUAAAAAUUCAUCAUGUGGCAAGAUGGCAGAGCUUCAAGCAGUUUCACCCAUUACCAAUUUUGCCAUUUCCCCAUCACCUACAAUGGUUGACGGGCAUAGGGAUCUUCUCACUCAACGCAGAAUAUACUGGUAGAUGCCUUAGGCAGCUCCAUCAAAAUAUGCAGAGUGCCGGAGCCUGGCAGCCAUCCUGUACAGACGCCAUCUAAACUUGCUCUCUCGAAACCAGGAAUAAUCCAUCUAAUAUCCCCUAACCAAGCUCCAUCGAGCCACGAAAAGCAUAUACAUACAUACAUACAUACGGCAUCAAUUGAUGCCUUUCCCCCCCCAGGCACCCAAGCAACACAGGCGCAAACCCGCGGCCUACUGCGCAACACCAAUCCAGGGCCCCCCCCCCGACAAAUAUCCGAGCCUGACCGUCGUGAGGAGCAGACUAUGAAAAUUACUUAGCCCCCAAAAAAUAACCCCAGACGGGAUCUACCAAGUGACCAGCGCAUACCGCCCAGCACACCCAGGGAUGUUAUCCUGCGCCUGGCGACAAUAUCAGACAAGAUACACAUAAUGACUGCCAUAAAAGGCAAAACACCACUGGCCUUUGAUGGCGAUCAGCUCUUCUUCCAGGAUGUCACAAGAGCCACAUUGCUGAGGCGGAAAACAUUUGAACCUGUGACAACGGGACCGCACACCGCUGGCAUAGCUUACAUGUGGGGGAACAUAGGUGCACUACUCGUCCAUCACAACGGGGCCGCACACCAUCUCACAUCCCCAACCGGAGCGCCCACCUUCAUGAGAGCACUGGGACUACAACCCCCACAACACACCACCUGGGACCCGGAAGACAGCUCCACCCACGGACAGUCAACGAAUGAGCCACCGGCACCUAUUACCUGACCCCGCAUAGGGACUGAAACCAGGGGCAAUACUCACGAUAUAGCGGUGACUGCCAAAAUGAGGACCCGGUCCUCGUGAUAGAAGGGGUAAUCCCCCUGACACACUCCCAUGACUAUUUUCCCAUAUGAAUGGCAUCCCCGGUUUCAUGUUGAACCGUAUGCGAGCCUUGAUGCUCCCACGCUUACAUUUUUUCCUUGCUUAAUUUUUGGCAUGUUUGUUGGUUUAUUCUGUUACACUCUUUUGUACAUACAAUAUUGAGGUACCCACACCUACGUGAGAACUAGACAGCCACACACUAUAGAUAGUUAACAGGCACUUAAGUAGAUUAAAGCAUCUCCGCCCACCCCCAGGGAUAGAUGGGACAAACAAGAUGCCGCACAGGGUACAUCGCACACAGGAGCACCUUACACACUUGCCAAACUCACCUAGCGGAAAUCCACUAAGUUCCACUAGUGAGUACACACAGGCAUCCAGAACCACACACCUGUACUAGCCUGAAUCACAAAUUUACCACCCGCACACAUGGAGUAUCCCAGGGGAGUAGAACACACCAGCCACAACACUACCAACCCCGGGCAUGUCACUAAACCUAUAUGCUAAAUAAAAAUGUGCUUAAAGUCUGAAAUAUGUAUGUUAAAGCGAACACAUGAUCUGCUUGAACCCAAACUACAACAAUGUCUCAAAAUGUUUUCUGUCAACAUGUUAUACCAAGCACAAAUAAAAGAAUUAAAAAAUUUUUUUUUAUAAAUAUAUACAUAUAUAUAUAUAUAUAUAUAUAUAUAUAUAUAUAUAUAUAUAUAUAUAUAUAUAUAUAUAUAUAUAUAUAUAUAUACAUACAUACAUAUAUACAUACAUACACACACAUAUACAUACACAUACACAUACACACACACACAUAUAUAUACAUAUACACACAUACACACACAUACAUAUACACACACACGAUGACAUCACAGUUUGAAGUUGCAGCAGAGGAGUUCUACUUAGCCCAAGUCCCCCCCAUCUCCGAUCUUCAUUUCCUGGUGCUUCAGCCACCAGGAGUCAACGUCAGUGCUGUUCUCUUACACAUGUUCAAGAGUACAACACUGAUGUUUAUAAAGGAUCCUGCAAGACCACGGAAGCCUCCAUAGUAAUCUUAUAAUUAGAGAGACAAUUGUUUAUUCCCACAGCCAUCGCUAGCGUCAGCUGUGGUAAGGGACAAAACCAGACAGGAGGUCUGCCUUUUCUCAAGUUAGACAUUGACCAUAAGAACGUGGUUUGGUUUUAGAUUUUUUUUGAAAUUUCACUUAAAUUCUAACGCUGCCUUUGUGUGCAUUUCAGAAAACAUUAGGAUACCCUCAAGCAGUUUCAGAUAUUUUAAUAUGCAUGUGCAAGUUUUGGGAAUUUGAGGGGGCUACACUUAAGUGAGACACAAGACAACAUUAAACAGAGUUAAAGGAUAGCACUACUAUAAACAGUAGAAGAUCUCUAUAAAUAAGAAUUUCAGAAUGUGAACAGCAAACUAUUAUCCAUUAAUUUGUGGUUAGUCAGUGAUUGAGGCCCUUUGUCCCUCUUGGUAUAUAGACUGUUCUCACCUGCUGUUUCCAGCGCUGUAAUUUGGAGGCCCCUCUCUGAUCAAUCUGCAGCUGGAACGGCUCCUGCUGUGUUGGCAUCUUCACCUUUUUAUCUGGAAGGCUGACGUGGUCAAACUGAGGCAGGGGCUGGGCUUUGAAUUUGGGCACCUGAGAGGAAAGCCACAUGUUAAGUCAUUGUCUAAAGAUGUGUGCACUUUAAAUGCAGGAAUGUCUCGCAGCGCUCACCUCUGCCUUUCGAAGUUCUUCCAGUUUCUGCGCUUUCUGAUGCUGUCGUUCUUUGUCACGGUCACAGAAGGAAAAAGGACAGAUUUCUACUUGCUUUUGCUCAGCCAACUUUGGUUUAAAUGGAACUCCAUAAUGCGGCAUUGGAUUUGCUUUGAUGAUAGUCACUUCUUCCUCCUCCUGUGAAGGACAAAAUUCAUGUUUGAUAAGCAUUGGGAGCAUCAGUAUACUGGGUUCCAGAGUAACUUCACCUUUUACACAAACACAACCUACAAAGCUUAUUCAAUAGUACAGUGCUCCUUAAGGCACAUCCAAAAGUCAAGAGAGGGGGAGAUUAUAUAUACAUACAUACAUACACACUCCCUUAAUCCCCCUGCAAACUGCAGUCCCCCCCCCCCCAUGAAUACAUUGUGUAUAGUGGAUGCAGUAUUUGUGUAAUGCUGGAUAUGUGCUGGGGGUAAGCCAUUUAAAUUAAGUUGGGCUUAACCCUCCUCCCUGCCUCUUACCUGUGGGCUAGGAGGGGAGAGAGAGUGUGUAGGAAGGUGACAGUGUGGGUGGCAGUGUGAAUGGGCAGACUAACAGACAACAUGCCCUCACCGAUACACACUCACUGGCUGUUCGAGUCAGUGAAUAUGUGUGACAAUGACUCAGAGACACAUGCACACAAACACACACCGACAGUCACACACUUUCAAUGACAAACUCGCAUACAAAUUCACUGACAGACAUACACAAAUUACUAAUAUUUUAAUUUGUCCACCCGUCCUCCCUUCCUUUUAGGAGAAAAGGAGCGGAGCAGUACCUGGGGCCCAGAGGAGCUGCUGUGAGGUGGGCGGCUGUGUGCACAUCAGAGGUGGCGAGGAAGCUGUAUUUCUCCUGCUCUGCUCCCUUGCGGGAUGUCUACCGAUGCAGGGAGCCAGAAUAGGACUUAAUAUUCUGGCUCCCGGAUCAGUAGAUGGCUCGCGAGGGAGCAGAGCAGGAGGAUUACAGCUCCCUCUGAUGUGCACACAGCCACCCGCCUUGGGGGUCCAUAAACAGCUUCCUCUAAAAACAGGAGGAAGCACUGGGCACAUCCAUGCUGACAUUUUGGGAUAGAUAGAGCCAAGGACGACCCUGGCCUUUAGGCACCCUGUGCCAAAUUUCACACACAGGCAGUCAUACACACAAUUACAGUCACACAACCACCUCUAUCCAAUAUGGGUUGGAGUAGAGUCAGUGCAGCUCCUGGAAUCUGGAUGUUGGGGAAGCAGGGACUCCUUCCUGCUUCAUGUGCAGCAGUUACCCUGACUGAGAUCUUCUGAGCAACUUUAGCCUUGUCCCCACCGCACGGUAAGCCCCGCCCCAAUGUGUGUUUUUUUAUUUUACUAAUACCAGGUGGAGGAUCCAUUAUUCUCCCCCAGGAAUUAUUAAAAACCAAACACAUUGACCUUCAUACAGUGCCUGCAUCUGAUGUAGGGUGGGCCCCGCCAGCGAUGCCACUUAGUAAGAUGUGCUUUGAGGAGAGGGCUGAAGAAUACGGAUACCUUAAAAAGGUGCAUAGCUAAUGCAAUUGAAGUGGUUAUAGUGCCAAGAAGCUGAGUGAGCCAUUACCUGGGUGCUUUUUCAAAUAGUUUGAGAGGUUUGACAAAAUACAGACUCCCUCAGGAACCAGAUUUCUGAUUGAUUGCUAGAUUGCCAAUCCAAAUGCAAGCUCCAACAAUAGUAAUGCAAAUGUUGUACACGUUUGAACGACUGUGCAAGGACAAGGGUCUCAGAUAAACUGCAUUGAUUGGCUGAGAGUUAACAGAUUAACAUUGCAUUAAUAAUACAGAAAAGGAUCUUUCAUUUUAGAACUCCAGCGAGUGAGGGGCAAGGUAGUCAGAGACCGACUGAUUCUCCCAAAAGCUCAAAAGCUGCUUGACACAAUUAGUGGAUGCACCUUAAACACUGCUAUGGGUUACAGUAAUGAAAGUCUGCAAAAAUUAGAAAUGGAAGAUACUUUGCUCAGUAACUAUGUGCGGCUGAACAAGCUGAUAAUUUCCCUUGCAAUUUAAGGCUCAAAAUUUACGCCUAACCGGGUUGAAAGGGAAGAACUCCAGAUACAAGAUUUUAACAUUGUGCCAAAAGGACCUGAAGCUUGCAAAAUGCUCAUCAUGUGCUUACCUUCUCACUCCAGGACGGCACACGCACUCUGUUUUUAAGGGCAAAGGCAGGAGACUUGGGUACAGUUGCAGGGAUAAUCUUCUUUUCUGGAAGACCCUACAAUGAAUUUAUCUUUAUUAGAGGCUUCCAUUACUGAAAACACAGAAACUGGAAUCUACAUAAAGGGAAAAACACUGCACUCACCACCACAUCAACAAGCAUCCUUGAAGGACAAGGUCUGGAGUGAAACGUGUACGUCUCCACUUCGGUUUCCUCCUUUUUCUCACGUUGUUGGAUCCUCUUCUCAAUUUCCAGAUCAAACCCAAUGGCCUUUGUCGGUUCCUUAACAGUCGGCUUCUUCAGAAGCAUUGGACCUCCCUCUAGCAUCCUUGAAUCCACCUCUUGAGCCUUGAAUUUGUACCUGGGUGCAAAUGGUUGGCAGAAGACAUUGCAUUAGGACAGCCAGGUGCAAAGUUUUGAAUAUAGGUUAAGUACAGACAAACGCCAAACUUACUGCUGGAGUUUUUGUAUCUCCUCUUCCUCUAUUUCUACAGCACUCUUACAGGUCACAGGCCGGAGCCGCUGCUUCGUCUGGAGAAGAGGAGUCUUUGGAUUGGUCAGCUUUAUUUUUGUAGGUUUCACUGGAGAAGGUCCUUCACAAAAGAAGAUCAGUUACAGACUGGGCCUACAGCUCAAGGCCAACAGACCCCCAUUUUACCUGCACUUACCCUCCAUCUCUUUCUGCCGGCUACGCAGGUGAUAACGGGUAGGAGUUCGCUUGUAGAAAGUGUAGACCUGCUCAGCAGUGGAGACAAAUUGCCCAGAAUUAGUGGACUCCUCGUGCUUCCGCUUGUUACCUUGGGACAAGUUAAAUGGCUUGGGCACUGUAGGGCCUCCUUUAGCAACAUGAGCCUUCAAAAAUAAAUAAAUAAAAUUAAUAUGCACUGAAGUUAGAAGACCUUUUGGAAAUAUAGAAUCAAUAAAUCUGGGUUUCAUUAAACAAUACAAUCUUACAGGAGAAGAUGGGUGCUUCCUGAGAACAGCUUCAAAGUUCAUCUCCUUAUACUGAUCCCCUGACGGCUCUUCAGGGUGUCUCUUGAUUCGCUCAUCCGUACAGAAGUGGAAGUCGACAGGUUUGGUUGCCUGAAGCACGGUUUUCUUCACAGGUUGGCCUAUGUUAGAGAGUCCGGAAGACACAGUUACCACCAGAUAAUGUCUAUUCCCAAAACAAAGCCAGUAUUCUCUAUACCCUAUUCCCCACCAUAAAACUACAGGAUUACAGAACCAUUCCUAUACACAGCACCACCUACCUGCUCCAGCUAUGGCAGCCUUCAUGGACUCUUCGUUCUUGCGCAAUCUAUCAAGUAACUCCUGUUGAAGCUGCUGAACUUUUUCAAGCUCCUGCUCCUCAGAGUUCUUUUGUUUUAUCAUGGUGUUCUUUCGCCUAGAAAGACAGUUCAUGGUAACAUAGGCCUUUGUGUAAAUGUUCUAUUUUAAUGGACACAAAGGAAGCUUCCUGUUUAGCGUUGUCAAAACCAUGUCUAGCAACAUUUAACUGGCAUCAAACACGGAGGAAACUGAUAUUUUUAAGAAUCAAGUUUACAUUGAAGCAUUGAUAGUAUAUCAGCUUACAUGUAAACAUUAAAAUUAAGAAAAAAUAAAGUUACAAAAUGAGAUAACAGAGUUAAAGAUAAAGACUUACUUCAGUACUGUUGGCGUGAUUGGCACAGCAAGUCGAACCUUUUGUUCAGCCCUAGCAAUUCCUUUUCCGACAGAUGAGUCGUUUAGUUUGCCUCUACUUGCAGACCUAGAAGAAGAGUUGAAUCUUUAACUACCAGCAGAGACACUAGUUAAGUGAAUGUGGAACAGAUCGCGGUCAGAUUGGAACCCACCCGAUAAACUAAAUGAAAAAAUAAAUUAGAAUUACAAAGUUGUGCAGCUUUUUUGAAGAGUGUCCUUUUUUUAAAAGUUUACCAAAAGUGCAGAUUUUAACAGGAAUUGGCACUUUGACAGCUAGGGGGUUGUAACACAGUUAACUUGUAAGUCAACCAGUCCCGUUACUUCCUGGUUUCUUUAGCUCCGUGAUAAACUCAAGAUGCAGCAAUUGUCCAGAGCACCUAUCUUGCAAAGACUUCUCAUUGAGCUGCAUUGGACAGUCACAGUAAGUCUGGGCGGCGUUAGAAGUGGAGGUCUUGCAAAGGCUGCAGACAAGAUAUGCAGCUUUAUGGAAGCCAUUUAAGAUGUAACCCCAAUGAAAUAAUGCAUGCUUUAUUUUGGGUAUAUAAAGAUUUAAAAAAAAAUAAAAAAUAUUUGAGUGUUCAUUUAACAUAGCAAGUUACAGAUACUUAAAAUAAAUGACACCCAGGCAAGUUUUACAUGCAAAUUUACCUUGCCGCAAAAAGAACAGACCAGGAGAAUAUGCAUUCAUUACUAGCAGAAGAAAUAAAAUGCACUGGAAACAGAACCUCUCGCUACUUACAAUUUUGGUUUUUUCAGAGGUGGCCGCUCAUCUGGUUGUGCAGUUACCACCUUAUGCCUCUCAGCUCUAAUUUUUGCCAUUUGUUUCUGUCUUUGCUGGGCAGACAGGCGUUUAGAGGACCUUUGAAAAGAAAGGGGGUGGGGGGGUGGGAGAUCAAGGCAUGAAAUCAGAACAAAUCUCACUGAAUAUAGGAUAUGUGCUAUUGACAGAAGAAAUAGGAAUGCCAAUCUUGAGUCAACAAUAAAAGGAUUCUCUUAGUGACAAAAGUAAGCUAAAAAAAAAAAAAAAAUUAUAUUUGUCGUUUUUAUCAAUGGGAAGAGAUGCCGAGCUACAGAGCUGAAUAUUUUUCAGUUUAGCCAUUUUGAAUAAAUAUUGGCAAUUCUCUAGUUAACGCCUAGUUGAAUGAAUAACAUCUAUUUCUGAGAAGAGACCGCCUCUGCACAUAAUCUAACAGAUUACCUUUCACUUUUCUUCUGAAAUUAUAGAAAGGAAGCAAAGCAUCAACUUGAUGGUAAACUAUGGACUAGAUUAUGUUACCAAAGGGAAAAAAAAAACUAUCCCUGGUCAAAGAACAAAGACUUACAGGCUUUUCAAGAUCACCCUUAACAAGACACUUUCCAAAUGAUCACAUUGUUACCCUUUUAUAAUUACACAUUUAAUGGUUCCAUUAAGAUAUCAAUUACUAAUAAAAGGGCUUUCUAGACCGUAACAGUGUAAGGGAGGUGGGAAAUAAAUACAAAUCCAGCAUGAAAAGUCUGUGGGUGUUUGUGUCCCCUCUCUCCUGCCACCAAUCUAGUGGCACUCUAAAACUCCAAGCAGCAUUCCUACUACAGCCUGCAAUAGUUAUUGUGCCAAGAGUGACAUUUUUUGUAUGGCUUGACCACACCCUUUUCUUCAGGAGAACCUGGUUAGAGGAGAGUGCCAGCCAUUCAGCGCAGUACUGCAUGGCCCUGCUUAGUUUGGUAAAGCUCACCAGAUUCUCCUGUAGGAGAUAUCUAGAAGCAGGGGCUGCGGCCAUAGGUGCCACACGGGACUCAGGCUAGUAUAGCUGCUUGUGUGUGUGUGUUUUUUUUAAAAAAUUUUUUAAGACACCAAGUCAGCAUUCUGAACUUUUCCGUUACCUUCUAUUAGUGGCUAAAGACCCCGGCGUGCUCUUUUUACCAGAUGUUCUCACAGAGCCUCUGUUGCCAAAUGGGUUCAGAGGUGUGCGUUUGGCCUCUUUAAUGGGCACACUAGAAUUUUCAUCUGCAAUAAAGAAGGGUUCAGUUUUCAUAAGCCAUCGGGGUUCACCCAGACACCAUGAAAGCACAUUAGAUAGCACAAAUGGCUUACCAACUUUCAACGAUGGCCUUUUGGAACUAGGUUUUGCAUUGGCAAUAACAGGGGUCUUUUGUUCGAUAAUAUUUUCUUGAUUUGGGGGUAUAUUUUCAUCUGCUACUUGAUCUGUAAUACAGGGACAAAAAAAAAAAAAAAAAUGAUAUACAGUAUAUAGAAAAAAAUGUAAAUACAUUUUCUAGGUCUGUCUACCAACAUACACCCCCCUAUUAGGAUCUCUGAAGAUUUUUAGAGCCUCUUCUGCCAACCCACAGAACCAUUCCCCUUUCAUGUACACCUUGAAUCAGUAGUAAAAUAAAGUCACUAGAAAAGAGGUGGCACAAAACUCCACCUACACCCUUUGCAGAACAAUGUCAAUAACGCUUGGCCUGCAUCGCCCUCCAGCCAGUAUCUCAGUACAAACAUCUGGGCAUGUUUAUUUAACAAGUUAUUCAUUGAGAAAGUACCAAAAAACAAAACAAAAAAAAAAGCCUUUAAGAGUUAACUCUAGGAGCACAGACCAAAGUGAACAAAAAGGUUAAGAUCAUGUGGGACUGGAAGAGUACUGUGAUGUGGCAGGAAAGAAUUGUGAGCUUGUAUUACAGUCCUACAUCUCCUGGUUAUCUCACUGGGUAACACUGGUCAGUGUGGCCGACCUUUCCCCCACAGUGCCAAAAGUCCCAUAGAUUUAGACUCUGCGGAUAACACUUCACAGUCACAAAGCACCAAGCUUGGCCAGUAAUGUCGCAAGUACCUACGAAUGUUCUGGAGCAUAUUGCUCUGAGCAGAAUGCUUAUCCUUUAGACCAUAGAUAGCCGAGGGUAUACCCUAUCCAGUGGUGUCCUUCUCCAGUACAAAAAGAUUCCCCUUAUGCUUACACAAAGACUUGCUCCCUUACUCAAAAAAAAAAAAAAAAAAAGAAGAAAAAACCACCACACAACUAUAGUGUCCCUCUGCCUCCCCUUAUGCAUUGGUCCAGAUUAUUACAGACAUACUGGCACAGUAUCUGGUUGGUUCAUAUAACCAUAGAAGCUCAGGCUGUUCGGAGAGAAGUCAUAAGGUACUAUGUUGCUGCUGUAGCCCUGGAUGUCUCUGGUGACAGGAAGAAGGGAUGGCUGCAGCAGCAGGUUUGGCUCUGGAUCCAGAGUCAGUGACUGGACUCCCUGUUCCAUUCACAUCACAUGAAACAGCCGGAGCAGCUGGGUAUAAACUGAUAUCCAUCACCGUCUUAACCCUGCUAGCAUAUCUUCCGAUCUGAAACAAAUGUCAGUUUUGUACCUGAAAAUUGGAAGAACAGAACCAGAGAGGGGUUACUCACCAAACCAAGUGUCGGCCUCAUGAUCAUCAUCAUCAUGAAACGAACCAAAGUUAAUGUAGGUUGUUGGAGCGUCGUAGGAGUAGGAAUCCUGUGCGCCAGACAUGCUGAUGUGUGUCACAGUACUAUUCCUUUCUUCUGGACUCUGCAUACAAAGAGCUUUUUGUUACUUUAAGUGAUAGAUUAAAUAUAUAUAUAUAUAUAUAUAUAUAUAUAUAUAUAUCACACAUUAUGUGCAUUUAAUGUACCGAUAUUAUCUUGUCCAGUAAGGAGAAACCAUCUGAGUUGCAAGUGACUUGAGAACUUUGCAUCUUUAACCCAUUAAGGACACAUGACAUGUGUGACAUGUCACGAUUCCCUUUUAUUCCUGAAGUUUGGUCCUUAAGGGGUUAAAGGAUUAGGGAACCUGCUGAAAAGCUCUAUAUAAACUUGGAAUCCGAUCUAUAAAACCGGAAUUUUUCCUGAUACCCUGCUAGAUUUAAAGCAGCUCUCACAGAUAUACCCAUAGAUAGAUUUACCCUUUACACCUCACUACAGGUUCAGAAUUCUAAUAUGCACCCCAACACACACACACAAUACUACAUGCAGCUCCUCCACCCCCACCCCCCCAUAUGGUCUGCUGGAUAGUAAAGUACUAUACAGGAUAGAACAGAACACAAUGCUGCGUGUUUAAAGGAACACUCCAACACCAUAAUAAUAUAAGAUGUUAAUUGUGCCAGAAGGUCACUGGCACUGGCUUUAACCCAAAACGUCUCCUAUCCAGUACAGUUUUCGCUCGGCACACCCCCACCCCUACCCAUUUUCUGACAAAAUACGUAAAUUUUUAAAGUUAUUUAUGAAUGGGGAGCCACUGGUUGGCUUAGAGCGUCAGCUGCCAACUCUAAGCAAAUAAGCAGUGCCCUUGCCCGUGGCAGUCUAAGUCUUUCAUUUUGAAGACUUUCGGAGAACUCAAUGAAAUUGUUAAGGUGCCCGUAGGGUCCAUUUACCAGAAAAGCAGUCAUUCCAAAUACCCUCAGUAUAAAGGGUUACAUGCCUACAUAUCCCAGGCAUCUAAUAACGCUCUCCGCCAACAUCUGCAGUCAGUAGUCUCACACAUAGACCAUGUUCUGUUUUUAGGAUCAGGAUUCAGCGCUAUGAAUAAGUCUAGGGUCCCAGGCCUGACAGUGAUGUGGUACCUCACACCAUGUGUGAAUUCAAACCGUUUAAAAACAGCUUGACUACUUGUAAUGAGGCGGCGGCGGCGUAAGGGCAGCACGCUCUGGUAGUUAUAAGGGUUUGGAGCGCUUCUUUAUGGGAGAAAAUUGAAAAAUUAUCCAAGACAGUUAUGCUUCCAGUAAGGCUUCACAGAUCCAGUGCAAGUGAGAUUCCAUUGUCCCCCCCCACAGCAUCAGAGAGCAUAAUUUCCUCACCCAGUUGUGCCCCCCUAUUAACACCUUCCUUCACGGUCAAAGAGCAUCACCCCACCCACACACCUUUUCCUCACCCAGUUGUGCCCUCUCCCCACAAUUACCACCUCCCCCCAGGACCAGAAGGCUUUUUAAGCUCUUCCAGCGAGUGCCCCCUCACCCACUGAGUGUCUGCUACCCCCACCCAUCGGUCAGUGAGAGUCUGGUAACCCCCCCCCCUUCUGAUCAGUGAGUGUUUGCCAAGCCCCCUCCCACCGGUAAGUGAGUGCCCCAGUUUCCCCGGUCGGUGGGUGGCCCUCACCCAGUUUCCCGGUCGGUGGGUGUCCCUCGCACCCAGUUCCCGGUCGGUGGGGUGUCCCUCACCCAGUUCCCGGUCAGUGAGUGUCCGUCACCCAGUUUCUCCCCGGUCAGUGAGUGCGUCCCUCACCCAGUUUCCCUGGUCAGUGAGUGUCCACCUCACCCAGUUUCAGGUCAGUGAGUGUCCCUCACCCAGUUCCCAGGUCGGUGGGUGUCCCUCUUGAUUUCAGGUCAGUGAGUGUCCCUCACCCAGUUCCCCAGGUCAGUGAGGUGUCCUCACCCAGUUCCCCAGGUCAGUGAGUGUCCCUCACCCGGGUUUCUUUGGGUCAGUGUGUCCCCUCACCCAGUUCCCCAGGUCGGUGAGUGUCCCUCACCCAGUUUCCCGGUCAGUGGGUGUCCCCUCACCCAGUUCCCAGGUCCAGUGGGUGUCCCUCGCUGCCCAGUUUCCCGGUCAGUGAGUGUCCCUCACCCAGUUUCCCAGGUCAGUGGGGUGUCCACCCAGUUUCCCAGGUCCGGUGGGUGUCCCCUCACCCAGUUUCCCAGGUCCGGUGAGUGUCCCCUCACAGUUUCCCCAGGUCAGUGAGUGUCCCUCACCCAGUUUCCCGGUCAGUGAGGUGUCCCUCACCCAGUUCCCCGGUCAGUGAGUGUCCCCUCACCCAGUUUCUCCCAGUCAGUGAGUGUCCGCCCCCCCCGGUCAGUGAGUGUCCGCUCACCCAGUCCCAGCAGACGAUGCUUUCUUCAACCUCCCUCACACGUUAAUGAUUUGAACUGAAAUCCUGAUCCAAACCAACCAAUCACAGGCUUAAACGUCACCGCCCGCUGCCCAUUGGCUUUUGAAGAUGAGGACGCGUCCGGCAGAGCAUUGUGGGAUAGAUAGUUCUCACCGCCGCCCCUUUCAGAGUUACUGACCAAAAAUAAACUACAUUUCCCAGCGAAGCUCUGGUCCUUCCCUUGUAUUAGCAGAGAGCAUCACAUUACAGGAUAUCGCUUUAUUUUUAUAUAGUGAGAAAGUGACACAGACAGGAUAAUUCAUUAAAGUGUGACUUGUGGGCAAUUCAAAGGAAAUUAAAAUAAAUGAGGCCAAAAUGGCUGACUUGGAAAAAUAGUUUGGCUAUUUUGGCUUCCAAUGUGAAAUUCACUAAUAAUUCACUUUGUAUACCUCCCAAUUCACUCUUUAGUUUAGUAAAUAAUGUUUUUUAAGAACAUAGACUGUGCUUCAAUAAAUAAUUAGUCUGCUUGCUUGUUUGAUUGAAUUCGGUUUAAUUUCACGUACCGCUAGACAACGCGUUUCAAGUCUCGCCCAACAGAAUGCAGCAUUCGUAACACAUACUGCGAAAAAACCAGCGGGGCCUUGGCAAACCUAACAUAAAGAAGUUUAUUCACGAAAAUGGGAGCUGGGGGAAAUUGACAAGGGAUUUCUAAUAUUUAGGAAUGGCUGCAGACGCAUGAAAUGGAAUUGCAAACAUGCGGUGUAAAAAAAGUUGGAGAAUUAUAUUGAAAUGGCUAUUUUGACAUAAAAUAAAAUGUAUUUUGAUUGUAAUUCAGUCUUUCCGGUGUUCUAAAUGCUAAAUUUAAAGUACCAUCACUUUGCGCAGCGAUCGAUUGUAUUGUAAAGACGUUUAGCUCAGCCACUGCUAUCAUUCAUUGUAGAAAACACAUCAAUGCGUACGCUGCUUACAGGUAGACUCUAAACCAAAUUUGGUAUCCUUAUGUGGGAUUGCCAUAUUUAAAGCGAAACUGUAAUUGUCUGGGAGCUUUGCAAAAUUUGCAAAGACCUUGGACAUCGCUUCUGAUGGUCCGGAGGUCGGGGGAGGAAGGGGGGGAUUAGAUUUACUUACCUGAACUUGUCCCUUGCAUACGUCACAAUUUUCUUCCAACCAGCAAGGAGUUGACAUCACUGUCUAGAAGUGUCUAGAAGUAUUAGUAUUUCAUAUAGAUUUUACUUUUUUUUACAGGUGGAGGAGGGGGGGAGGGGGGUUGGCAGUGCCGCUUUAUGAAUACCAAAUUAGGGAGAUAUAUUAUUAAACACACACAUUUAUACACACACAUUAUUUUUAUUUAUUUUUUAAAAGGUCCACCUUGCGUUCGUAUCUUUUAUUUGGACAGAGAAGGCGUCUGCCAUGCAGGUAUCAAGGUACCAACUUUGAUUUAAUCAAACUCUCUAAACAGGUAGAAAAUAAUUUCUGCAACAUAAAGUAGUACAUUCAAAGAACUUUAAAAUAAAUAAAAAAGGCGCUUUAUUCUAAACCAUGCGUGCAAUAUUUUACAGUCAAUGUUUCCUUACCAUCUUGUGUAAAGGCCGGUAGCUGAAUUGAACCAUUAAUUACAUGCCAUUGCAUGCCUGAUUAAAAUAAAUAUGUUAUUUUGGUUAUUUAAAUCCUAAAAGUGCACUCUUUGUUGGGUAUAAUACAUGGCAGGAAACAUUGGGAGCAAGAAACAUUGGGAGCAAGAACCUGUCCCUCGCAUUGGGAGACAGGCAGGAAUAUUUGAUUUUCAAUUCCUACAAUUCUAAGUUUGUUCGCCAUUGUCCUGCUUCUGGUCCAACUUCUGCUUCUCCUUGCACCUCCUCACCUGAGGAGGUGCAUUAUGGCUGGAUGGCUAUAAUUAUAUCAUGGGCAUUUUUGGGCUGCAACAUUUUAGGGUGAGGUCCUUAUGAGACCCAUGGGUAGGUUGCUGACCCCUGCUCUGACCACUAUACCUGUGCAGCUUAAUAUAGUGGUUCUGGUGCAAGGAGCCUGCGGUCUCAGCAAGGUAAACACUUACAUUUCUGAGUAAAGGCAGUGCCUCCUAGGGACACCUGUAGUGGCUAUCACUCUGACAGCCACUAGAGGUGCUUCUUGUCUAUCUGUGCAGGAACAAUGUUUAGUGUCUUCAUGCUCUACAGUAAGACUCCAAACGUUACCCAUGGAGAUGCAUUGAUGCAGCGCGGCAUUUGCCAUGCAUGCGCAGUAGCUCCCCAAUGGCUCCCAACAUGGAAGCUUGGAUUGGCUGGGAUCAUAAUCAUCACAGAUACUAAAACUAGUUGUAAGGUACUUUCAUAGCUAAGAAUAGGAGCAGGUUGCACUAUGUACUUUCACCAUUGCACUUAUACACAUUUGUGAUGGUGCUCAGUGCGAUCCUUUGAUAUAUACAAGCAUAUCUCCAGUAAGACUAAGAAAGAACUGAAAAAAUAUGACUGCAUAAAUAUCAACUCCCAUCCCUACAGCCAUGAGCUGUGUACCUUAACUCACCCACAUUACACGCCAGCUGUUUUACCUAACCAGUCAACGCCUAAUAUGUGUUUAUUCAGAUUUGUCUAGUCAUAACACGUGUUUAAAUUAUAUUUACAGAUGCAUACCUGUCAAUUUACUUCCCUUGCAAAUAUGCUGAAAUUACUCAUGCAGUUUAUUCACUGAACUAAAAAUUCCUGACCUGCCACCCCAGUUUUGUUUGUCCCCAAUUGUCCUGCUUCUGGACAGGUUAAUUUUGCCCUUGAGAUUUUCUUUAACAUAGAAACAUAGAAUGUGACGGCAGAUAAGAACCAUUCGGGCCAUCUAGUCUGCCCAAUUUUCUAAAUACUUUCAUUAGUCCCUAGCCUCAGGGGCGUACCUAGAGCAUUUGGCACCCGGGGCGGAUCCUGUGCUUGCACCCCCCACCACCCUCCCAAAAACCUGUAAAAACUGUUAAAGGUUUUAUUUCUUUUAUUUUUACAAUUUGUAAACUUUGCAAAACCGCUGUCAGCCCCUCCUACAAAACUCUUGUCCUGCCCUGCCCCUCCUACAAAACCUCUGUCCUGCCCCUUCUACAAAUCCUGUACUGCCCCAUCUACAAAACCCCCGCAACCCCCUUCCACAAAUCCCCUGCUUAUCCCCCCUUAUAAAGACUCCUGUCCCAAUACAAAACCCCCACCCCCUUCUACAAAAUCCCUGCAGCCCCACACACACAUUUACAGGCAGACAGUCACACACUCAGUUACAGACACAGUCACACACUUAGUUACAGGCAGACAGUCACACACUUAGUUACAGGCAGACAGUCACACACAGUCAUAGGCAGACAGUCACACAUACACAUUUCCUCCGUGCGGCACCCUAACUACCAUGGGACACUGUGCGGCCACAGCUCACACAGCCUCCUCCAGCCAGGGCCGGUACAAGGAUUUUUGCCGCCCUAGGCAAAAGUAAAGUUUGCCGCCCCCCAUGUGACAUCACAAUGCCCCAGCCAUAUGAUUUGCCAUGUUAACUAACGCCAGUGCUGCAGUGCCGCCGUGUUUACAUUAAAAGGCCUGCAGGGACAGGCUAUAGACACCAGAACCACUACAUUAAGCAGAAGUGGUUCUGGGGGCUAUAGUGUUUCUUUAAUGUGAGGUAAAAUAGAGCUUAGUGCCACGAAUAAUAUACUAGAUUGCCUACUUACAACCAGAUGAGGAUGAUGAUGGGCUCUAGCUGCAGUCUGGCUCCACUGGUCUGGUGCAGAACAGGCUCUCUGGAGGCGGUUUGUAACUGUGGUCACAAAAAUCAAUGUUCUGGGAGAACGGGAAGCAGCUCCAUUUUUUGGGGGUCCUUUACACAGCUCAAGGUCUGGGUCCCAGGGUCCACCUUCAUGUUCCACCAAUGAGUUUGUUCACAGGGGGGUGGAGUGUGUAGGGGAUGUCCUGAUAUGUGUGUAAGGAAUGCAUUGUGUGAAAUUGUGUUUGUAUGUGUAAGGACUGCAAGGUGUGUUUCUGUGUAUGUAUGGGAUGCAUUGAAUGUGUGUAAGGGGUGCAUUGAGUGUGUGUAAUGAAUGCAUUGUGUGUUUCUGUGUGUGUAAGGGAUGCAUUGUGUGUAACGGUUGCAUUGCUUGUGUAUGUGUGUCUGUGUGUUUUUCUGUGUGCAAGGGGUGCAUUGUGUGUAUGUGAUGAAUGUCAAUCUCUCCUCCCGCUCCAAUUUCCUUCUCCUCCUCCCAAUUUCUCUUUCUCACCCACCUCCUAAUUUCUCUCUCACCCCCGCUCCUAUUUUCUCUCACCCCCCUCCUUUCUUUCUCAUCCCCCCUUUAUUUCUCUUUCUCACCCCCCUUAUUUCUCUUUCUCACCCCCCCUUAUUUCUCUUUCUCAGCCCCUAUUUCUCUUUCUCUACCCCCUUAUUUCUCUCUCACCUUAUUUCUUUCUCACCCUCUCUCUUUCUCACCCCUUAUUUCUCUUUCUCACCCUCUCACCCCCUUAUUUCUCUUCCUCACCCCCCCUCCUUCUUUCUCCCCCUCCCCCCUACCUCCCUGGCGUGGCCGAGCCUGUAUGGUCCGGGUGCAGGGGGCUUUGUUCCUGUGCCGGCCGGACUAACAGAGUGAACACUCAGUGUGCACUUCCCUGAUAGUCAACCAGCUGAAGGCUAACUGUGCCAGCCGGACUAUCAAUGCCUACAGUGAGGGCAUGAGGGCGCUCCCCUCACAUCGGCUGGCAGCCUCUCCCUCAGGCCUAGCAGCCCGAGUGGAUGCGAGUCCCGCCCUCAUGGGCCAGCACCGCCAGACAGAAGCUGCAGCCUUCGGGGCUCUUCACAGAAGCUCAGGCGGCUGCUUUAUCUCAGAAGAAACUGAUCAUCAGCACCCCCCAUCCUGGUGGCACCCAGGGGUAGGACCGCCCCAGCCUCCCCUUAGUGCCUUCACUGCCCUAGCCUUAUCUUAUAGUUGGGAUAGCCUUAUGCCUAUCCCAUGCAUGCUUAAACUCCUUUACUGUGUUAACCUCUACCACUUCAGCUGGAAGGCUAUUCCAUGCAUCCACUACCCUCUCAGUAAAGUAAUACUUCCUGAUAUUAUUUUUUUAAACCUUUGUCCCUCUAAUUUAAGACUAUGUCCUCUUGUUGUGGUAGUUUUUCUUCUUUUAAAUAUAGUCUCCUCCUUUACUGUGUUGAUUCCCUUUAUAUAUUUAAAUGUUUCUAUCAUAUUCCCCCUGUCUCGUCUUUCUUCCAAGCUACACAUGUUAAGAUCCUUUAACCUUUCCUGGUAAGUUUUAUCCCGCAAUCCAUGAACCAGUUUAGUAGCCCUUCUCUGAACCCUCUCUAAGGUAUCAAUAUCCUUCUGAAGAUACGGUCUCAGUACUGUGUACAAUACUCCAAGUGAGGUCUCACCAGUGUUCUGUCCAAUGGCAUGAGCACUUCCCUCUUUCUACUGCUAAUACCUCUCCCUAUACAUCCAAGCAUUCUGCUAGCAUUCCUGCUGCUCUAUUACAUUGUCUGCCUACCUUUAAGUCAUCAGAAAUAAUCACCCCUAAAUCCCUUUCCUCAAUUGUUGAGGUUAGGACUCUAUCAAAUAUCCUGUACUCUGCCCUUGGGUUUUUACGUCCAAGAUGCAUUAUCUUGCACUUAUCCACAUUAAAUGUCAGUUGCCAAAAUUCUGACCAUUUUUCUAGUUUACCUAAAUCAUUUGCCAUUUGGCUUAUCCCUCCUGGAACAUCAACCCUGAAUUCUUUAACGUUAUAGGCAAACAUAUAAAAAUGCCUCCCGGCCGUAAGUGGGAUUCAUAUGUGGCUGGGUGUAAAUUAAAGGGUUACUCCACGUACCAUGACCACUUUAUUGAUUUUAAGUGGUUUUGGUACUUGGAAUCUGUAUGUGUAGCAUUUUGCUUUAAAACACUGUACAUGCACAUAUUAACCUCUUAACUACCAGAGGUGUAACUCCACUUUCAGCACCGUCAUUAGCCAGCCAGAGUGGCUAAUGUGAACUCUGCAAAAUUGGCAUUUGAUACCAGCACGCAUGGCAUACUGGAGCCAAACAAUCAAUGGCGGCAUAGCCAUUCUCUCUCUGUGCUACCCCUGUCCUCCCCUUUCCUAUCUGUCGAGUACAAGUGAUGUCAGGCAAGGAGGAUCAGGCUCCAGGGAGAACUUGGAUUCAGCGAUGGAACAGAUUUUAGCAUUAAUUUUUUUAAAACAGAAUAGAUUCAUCUAUCAAAACCAGUGUUUUAUGAAAACAUUGUUUCUUGGUUGGAGUAACCCUUUAUAGGGGAAGUCUAGGACCAAUAUACACUACAUGCCUGAUAAAGGUCACUACACUUGGCUGAAACAAUGUCAUGGCGCUAUUGUUCGUAUUAAUCUAUUUUUUCCUUCAAGCCAUAUACAUGACAGUUCAUUAUAGUAGUUAUGGUGCCAGCAGUGCCCUGGCGCAGUCCCACAGUUAGCAGCCUGUUUACGAACAGUUGUACAUUGUACAUUGAUGAAGGGUACGUGUGCCUGAAAUGCUUUCUUUACUUUGAUUUUUAACCCUCCAUUAAAUUGUUUAUUUAACACCAGUGCAUCUAGCAUAUCCCAAUACAUCAUGUCUGUUUUUCCUUGUAUAUUAUGACGAGUAAAUUACUUACUGUAGAACAGCACCAAGGGGACCUUCGUAGCUUAACACAGUGGGCUAACACUUUAUUUUAUUCCCAUUUGAUAAAAAAAUAAUGCAUACUAACAAAACGCAUGUCUCAAUGGAUGCCCGGUCGUGCACUGAUGUCAAAUGUGCCCUUAAAAAAUUAAAAUGGCUGCAUUGGAAACCGUACCUAUGGUACACGUUGGUGCCUUAUCAAUAUAUAGCUUUAUCUUCUGAUUUCUUCAUUUGUAACUGGCAAACUAUACAUUGCGGUCUAAUAUCACUAUAUAGCAUGCUGUGGUGACUUGAGAUCCGACUUACAAAGUUUAUGCCAAAAAUUGACAUUGAAAUAAAAUUUCCGACUUUAAUGAACGGUAGAUAAAAUUUUUCCAACUUGCCAUUUUUUUUUAGUCAGUUUUUACAACCCGCUGUCAAAAACCAAACCUUGGUGAAUCUCAGAAAGAUGUAUAAAAAAACAUGGGUUUCUUCACUAAACAGUACAUUGUGGAAAGUUAAUAAUUGAAUUGCAAAACGUAGGUUAAUGUAGCACAGAGGCCUGGGGGCUUAUUUACUAAAAGAGGCCUUGACAAGGGAAUUGUCUAGAAACAGCCUAGUCAGAUAAUUAUUUAAUUAAACUAUUAUCCCCAAAAAGUAAUGAAUCUCUUGUGAAUUCCAAGCAAAUCUAAGCUUAGUGAAUUAACUCCAACAUUUUUUAUUCAGCACUGUUAUUUACUCAUAUGUGAAUGGUUUGUAUUCACAGUUAUUUCAAAGUGAAUUUCAAAUUUGUACAGCCUCAUUCUGCGCACGCUGCCAGCAGGCAUCCGCUGCGUUAUAUUCUGGCGAUUUCUCGAGUAUUUAAAAUUUGGAAGUGGUUAACGUGACAGACAUUGCAGGGUGUGACCUGUAUACAGUAUCCGUGUCUGUCUGAUAAGUGACUCAGCGUAACACACAGCGCUCCACUUAUCUCUCUAUCCAAUGCCUCUUCUUCUCCUGCGUUCAUAAAUCACUCCGGCAGCAGUAUGCAGUGCGCGUUGCUGAAUUGAUAACAGACUUAAAAUUAUUGAAACCAAAAUAGCCAAACUACAGCGGAAAUAAAAACAGCUGUUUUAUCUGACUUUCUAUUUCAACGUACAUUUUGCAAGUCGUUGCUUGUCAGUUUACCAUAGUUUAACAUGAAGGGUAUAGGUAUUCAGCAAAUGCCAGCUUUACUGAAAUAACCGGAGGCUCACAUUCACAUAAAAAUGGCCAUUAAAAAAAAUAAAUAAAAAUUAUUAAAAAUUGCAUAAAAUUAACACCUCUCCUUUUUUUUCCUGUUAAUUAUUCCUUAAAUCGGGGCCAAACUACUUAAAUUAAAAUAUUCGCAUCAUGUGCCACGUUUGCGGCUUUCAAAAUGGAGGAUCACCCUGACACAAGAAUUCAUGUAUUGUAUUUGAUAUUGAUAUAUCUCGUGUGGAAAAUGUGUGAUACAGGCUCUUCUUGUGAUAAUAUUAUAUAGUGAUGUAGGAUUAAUGUGUAAAAAAAACCCUCAUUAAAAAGUUAUUUCUAAUUAUCUUUAUGAAUAUGAUCAAGUGUCUAAUUUUGUCUAUUUACAUAUCCUUGCAUGUCUCCGGCCUAUAACCAGUUGCUACGUGUCACCGGCCUAUGACCAUUUGCUACGUGUCUUCGGCCUAUGACCAGUUGCUAGGUGUCACCGGCCUAUGACCAGUUGCUAGGUGUCACCGGCCUAUGACCAGUUGCUACGUGUCUCCAGCCUAUGACCAGUUGCUACGUGUCACCGGUCUAUGACCAGUUGCUACGUGUCUCCAGCCUAUGACCAGUUGCUAUGUGUCAACAGCCUGCGACCAGUUGCUAAAUGUCUCCGGCCUACGACCAGUUGCUACUUGUCACCGGCCUAUGACCAGUUGCUACGUGUCUCCGGCCUAUGACCAGUUGCUACUUGUCACCGGCCUAUGACCAGUUGCUAAGUGUCUCUGGCCUAUGACCAGUUGCUAUGUGUCACUGGCCUAUGACCAGUUACUAUGUGUCACUGGCCUAUGACCAGUUACUAUGUGUCUCCGGCCUAUGACCAGUUGCUACGUGUCUCCGGCCUAUGACCAGUUACUACGUGUCUCCGGCCUAUGACCAGUUGCUACUUGUCACCGGCCUAUGACCAGCUGCUACUUAUGAUUAAGCACUUUGUAUAAGAUCACACCAGAGAUAAUUUAUUAAUAUAAUAUAAGAGGCAGAUGUUUAAUAUGUAUGACUUAUAGGGUGAGUAAUGUAUAACAUUAGAGUGUGAUGAUUAAAAGAGAUAUAAAGUCAGAUUAGAAUGAUUUUAUAUCCCCAUGUAGGUCAUACAGUUAUGACCGUUAUGCAGACAGCCGCACAGCACGCCGGGACUUGUAGUUCUCUGAAGGAAGGGGGAGGGGGGAGCCUGUCUGCUGCCAAGGGAACGCACGUCCGACCAAUCGCGUGUCAAUCAGGAAGAGGCGUGGCAGGAGGUGUUCUGGAAAGGGGGGCGUUAGGGAGAGGUUCCCGGAAAGGGGGCGUCAGAUAGUGACAUUCACAGCCUGGGGUGCCUGGUGUGUGAGUAUUGGGGACCAAUGGGGGGGCUGGGGGGACCAGUGGAGGGCUGGGGGGGUCAUACAGGGUGUGGGUGGCAUUCCUUAUACAGGGAGUGAGAGCUGAGUGCAUGGAGGGUGUGGGGGGGACUCUCCCUGUGUGUAAUAUAGAUAUUAAUAAUAAUUAUAAUAAUCUUAGAUUAAAUACAAUGUCUAUUAUCCCUCUAUACAUUCUAUUCCUACAAGAAAGACACAAUAUGGGGAUAAUUCCUUAUACAGGGAGUGAGAGCUGAGUGCAUGGAGGGUGUGGGGGGGACUCUCCCUGUGUGUAAUAUAGAUAUUAAUAAUAAUAAUAAUAUUCUUAGAUUAAAUACAAUGUCUAUUAUCCCUCUAUACAUUCUAUUCCUACAGGAAAGACACAAUAUGGGGAUAAUUAUUUAUACAGGGAGUGAGAGCUGAGUGUGUGGGGGGACUCUCCCUGUGUGUAAUAUAGAUAUUAUUAUUAAUAAUAAUAAUAAUAAUAAUCUUAGAUUAAAUACAAUGUCUAUUAUCCCUCUAUACAUUCUAUUCCUACAAGAAAGACACAAUAUGGGGAUAAUUCCUUAUACAGGGAGUGAGAGCUUAGUGCAUGGAGGGCUCUCCCUGUGUAAUAUAGAUAUUAUUAUUAUUAAUAAUAAUAAUAAUAAUAAUCUUAGAUUAAAUACAAUGUCUAUUAUCCCUCUAUACAUUCUAUUCCUACAGGAAAGACACAAUAUGGGGAUAAUUAUUUAUACAGGGAGUGAGAGCUGAGUGUGUGGGGGGACUCUCCCUGUGUGUAAUAUAGAUAUUAAUAAUAAUAAUAAUAUUCUUAGAUUAAAUACAAUGUCUAUUAUCCCUCCAUACAUUCUAUUCCUACAGGAAAGACACAAUAUGGGGAUAAUUAUUUUAAUUAUUUACUAAAAUAUUAGUGUAAACCCUCCAGGUUAAUUUACUCCAAUAUAUAUUGGAGAUAUAUAGAAUUAGCUGUAUGUGUCCAGUAGACAAGAUACCACAAUAAGCAGAGUAUUACUGUAUGCAAUGAUAUCUUUUUAUUGGACUGGCAUAAUAUUUUAAAGACAAGCUUUUGGAGUUUUACUCCCUUCCUCGUGUAGGUAUGCGUGUAUAUAGAAUAUGUUUAUAUAUUUAUGCUGCAUCUAACACUGGCAUCAAAACUAUGGUUUAGUUCUUAACAUUAGAGUAAUGAUGGUUUGGAAGGGAGGGGUGAUUAAAGCGGUAUUGUCACCCCUCUUCUCCCCCCAAAAAAAGAGUUAUUUCAUAGAAAGAGAAUCUUUAUGAAUAACUCAUGCUGACUGUGUAAAAUUUUACUGAAAUUCAAACCCAGUCGAGAGAUAUACUGAGACAAAGUAGGGGCGACUGCAGGUAAUUGGUUCUGUCUAUAGAGGGUCUCGCAGGAUCCUCUAUAGAUCUCAAUGCUGUACUCACUUGUGCAUGCACGAGGGUACAGCAGUGACAUUGGCUCCUGGCGCUGAUGAGGACCCGCCUGAGGAAGAUGGCCACACCCCCAGGGGACAGGUUCAGGUAAAUAGAAGGCACCCUUACUUGUCCCUCGGCCACCAGACCCCAAGCAGUCAUGUCAAUGUUAGGGGGUCUUUGUAAAUUCUGCAAAAAUGUCCCCAGACUGUUAUAGUGCCGCUUUAAAAUAAAUUAGAAUGUUUGUUUUUUAUGCUGCUAAGAUUUUCUUUUUGGAUUGCAAAGUCUCGUGAUGGCCUGUAGUUUAGAUUAAAGUGACAGUGUCUUUUCAGUUUUUCAUAAUGAUAAAAAAAAAAAAGAGAUCAUGAGAUGGCAUAGUAAUUACUUUGUCAUGUAUAAUAGUCACAUUUUUGUAACAUGUAGCAAUGGGCUGUUUCCCAUCAGCCACUACUUACAACAGAACAGGCAGUUUAUGACACCAUGUGCAAUUGAUACUUACGGUGUUUUAUUGCUCAAACACAGGAUCUGCUGAGCCUCGUGUAAUAUCCUAUACACUGUGUACUGUCUCAUGCAUGCGCAAGAAUAUACCAUUCAGAUCUCUGAAAUGUAAUGGAUUGAAAUAUCAGUGGCAAAGUUUAGUAUUAAAUUUCCAAUAUAUAACUGUAGCUGAAUUGGAGAAUCAUUUCUCAUCAGCUUUUUACCCUAACGAUCUCCAUAUACAUUUUCAUUUGCUGAAAUUCAAAAUUUGGUAAAUAAGCAUUUGUUGAAGAAACAGAUUAAGAGGAACGUGGCGGUGGUUCCCUUGGGAAAUGGCUUGAAAAAUGUAGUCCAAACAGUACUGAUAAUUAUUGCAGACACAGUUAUUUCUGGGUAGAUAUUUAAAUUUGAAUCUCCUGGAGUAUUGAAUGAACCACUUUGACAUAGUCUAUAAAUAUGUUAAAUUAUUAAGGUUUAUUAAACUUUCAUUGUAUAGUUAAAGGGGUGAAGCCACCAUUCACUUGCAUGAGAAAAUAGUGCAAAAAAAAAUAAUCAGUGAUUCAGCCAUGGAACCAAAAUUGCGUACAUGGAUACAGUCAUACAAUUGUUCUUGUGUUUAAAUCUUGACUGUAUGUUUUUUACAGUUAACACGUGCCUGCAUGCAACAAGUCUUUAUAAAACACUGGGUGGAACUCUGUUAACGUGUGAUUAUUUGGAGCUGAGACGCUAAGUAACAUUCUACUUUCCAGUAAUUAGAGAGUAGAUCUUCUUCUAAUAUGGAAUGCAGUAGUAAAAUAAUUGGUCUCAGCUAGCUGAUUCAUAAAGAGUGACGCUCCCUGUAAGCUUGCUAGUUAGUUUGUUGUUUUUUUAACUGGAUGUCAUUCUCUUUUCAGAUCAUCUGAGCUUUCAGUUUGCGUGGCAGUGCUGCUCCGGGGGAAAAACCGUGGAUUAUCGUGUUUUAACCUAGUGGCUUGAUUUGGACAUCUGCCAUCAUUUCUCACGACUGGUCGGAUCAUUAUAAUCCCUAUGUUGCUCUGGCAUAGUGGUGGCACACCGUAUUUUAAUAUGGUUGUCUCUCAGCUCUGAGAAUGGAGGGAAGUAGUAAAAAGAUUGUACAGAACUUUGUAUGUCAAAAACUGUCCCAAAGAGGAUUCCAGUGGAACUGUUGUAGUGACUUACGAUCUGAACUUAUAUCUAAUGGGACAUCUCCUGGAGAAGUGGCCGAAGCCCACCCUGCAGGCCAUUCUCAAAGUGUAGUAGGAGAAGGUGUGCUACAAGCACUGUUGGAGGCAACAGUGGAAUUUGAGCUGAGAUACCAACGUGCUUUUAAAGACCUGACCGCCCAAUUGCACAUCACCCCUGAGACGGCUUAUCAGAGUUUCGAGCAGGUGGUGGGAGAGCUAUUUAGAGAUAACAUAAACUGGGGGCGCAUUGUGGCAUUCUUCUCAUUUGGAGGGUCCCUGUGUGUUGAAUGUGCUGACAAGGAAAUGGAUGAGUUGCUGCCCAGGGUUGUGCAGUGGAUGACAACUUAUCUGGACAAUCAGCUGGAUACCUGGAUCCGAGCAAACGGAGGCUGGGUAAGGGUACUUUCUGGGGGACUGACGACUUGACAGAUCAGUUGUGUGAUCUCAUUUUGGUCUAGUGGCAAAGUAGGUCAGGGGAUGAGUGCUGAUGGCACGCUAGCUUAAAUAAAAACAGGAUGAUGGGUGAUGUCAUGCAGGAGGGAGACAUGUAGCUGGCAUGCAUGUCUGGGAGAGUGAAUCCACAUACUUAUAGGUACCAGACAGCAUUCACUGGAAAUAGCAGUUACACAGGGCCGGUAGAUAGUCUAUGCUGUGCAGGUACCUUAAUACUGGCCAUUGGUGAUUGGUAGUAUUAGCACUAAGGGGUUAUUCACGAUAGGUAAAUGGCAACAAUUCAUACUCCAGCUAAGCUAUAUUUCAAAAAUUGACUAUUUUGGCUUCACGUUUGCAGUUGUCCUCAAUUCCAGAUUUAGUAAGUAAACAAAAUGAAUGCUCUGUUUGUGAGUAGGAGGCAUGCGCUGGUAAUGAGUUCUCUCUGAUGAAGGCAGUUGAUGGAGAUAAGGCAGGCAGUUGCUAGUGGCAGUGGGUUGUGAAUAGGCAGGGAUAGAGAGGAUAUGUGACAGAGUGGUAGAGCUGUGAAAAAGAUAGCUGGUGGCACACACAGAGGAUAGGCAGAUGGUGGUGGGUAUAGCGCAGCGCAAAGUCCAAGGAGUUGGUGGAAAGGAGGAGGCAGCAUGCAGAAUACAUGAGAAGGAGGUACUGGUGUGAGGACACUGGGUAAUAAGUGAUGUAGGUGUACAUUGUAGACGGGCAGUUGGUGAACACACACAGUCGGGAAGCUGAUGCACAUAGACUUGUUUGCUGUAAGACCAGUGUUGCCUGGCUCCUAUUGCUGGGUGCAGAGAUGCCGCUGCGAUUAGUCACUUUGCUAUGUGAAGAAUUUCCCUGUGACCUAAUGUUCUCUCACCGCUCCUUGGUGUGACAGUCUGACAUGCUCGUCUGCAGAUUAUACAAUUUCUCCUGUGUUCUAUUCCAUACAGUACAAAGGUUUCUUUUGUUAAUGUAUCACCGAACAGUUCCAGCUCGCUGGGUGUUACAUGGCAGCCAGAUUCACUAUUAUAUUCUACGGAUCAGCAACGCGUAGCUUCCUAACUUGUUGAUCUUUAACCCUUGUCAUACAAGCAAAGCAUUAUGGGAGUCGUAGUUAAGUUACAGUUCCGAUCAAUGCAGCUUAGUAGUUUCUAAUAUAGUUUUUUGGUUCAGUUACUGUUAUGGAAUGUCUUUCCUAGCUUUUAGUCCUAUUACAAGCAAGCCUCAUGCCAUUCUUGUGUUGUUUGCUCCUGCGUUACCAUGUAUCUCUCUCUGACUUCCCCACAGGAUGAUUUUGUGCGUCUUUACGGCAAUGAUGCUGCUGCCAACAGCAGGAAGAGUCAGGAACGCUUUGGGCGAUGGCUGAUUACCGGAUUCAUGCUGACUGGUGUUAUCCUGUUAGCUUCCUAUUUGAUCCGCAGAUAGGCCCCCCCCACUCACUGGAUGUGGAGGAACAGGAAAGUGCACGGCCAAGAGGUCCUGGAUCCCACGUGACGGGGACCGUUGCAAGCUUGCCUACCCCACAGCAUCAAACCGUAGUCCUGGCACGCUUGUGGGGGUGAACAAGAUACCCUGUCUCGUGAAUCAGUAAUGGGCAUGUGCAGGAGCUUUAGUGAGUUUUAAAAUAUUGUUAGACAUGUUCAAUUUAGGCCUUUUAUCUGUUUUACUGGCUGAAGGGUUACUUUUUAUGUGAAUAAAUAGCUUUUUCUGUUACAGCUUCUCACUCUGUGGUCUUGUGUUUAGUGGGUGAUAGAAAACAGAUUGCAAGCUUUUGUGUUUGUGGAGUCACUCAUUGACUUUUGGAGAUCUCCAAUAUUCAUUGUACUUUGCCAAGUUUAAGACCGUCAGAGCAUUGUGGUAGUUGUAGUCCUGUAACUGCUUAAUACCUGUUUUGGUCACCCCUUCUCUAGUGUUUAGAAAUG
This is a messenger RNA of Pelobates cultripes (western spadefoot toad), 35218 nucleotides long. The record is from the annotation of a GenBank genome assembly. NCBI's taxonomy places the organism in Eukaryota, Metazoa, Chordata, Amphibia, Anura, Pelobatidae.